Messenger RNA from Solanum stenotomum, 768 nucleotides. RefSeq names its product wall-associated receptor kinase 2-like. Lineage: Eukaryota; Viridiplantae; Streptophyta; Magnoliopsida; Solanales; Solanaceae. The transcript has 2 exons. Gene Ontology annotation, cellular component: membrane. Bases 1 to 768 code for a protein of 255 amino acids. The record is from RefSeq and is a predicted model, not a curated record. Gene Ontology annotation, molecular function: protein serine/threonine kinase activity; polysaccharide binding.
AUGGCUCCUAAUUAUGUGAUGAUGGUUGGUCUCAUAAUAUUAAUUUGCUUUUCACUAUCUUUUGGGUAUGAUGCUAUGUUACCAACACACAACAAUCUCAUAGCCAAACCUAACUGCAAAAAAAGUUGUGGCAAUGUCAGCAUCCCUUUCCCAUUUGGGGUUACCCAAGAUUGCAUUUUAUACAAUCAAUUCCUUGUCACUUGUGAUUACUCCUUUGAACCUCCCCGGCUUCUUUUCUAUGACUCCGCUAUUCAAAUCACAAACAUAUCUCUCACUGGGCAACUUACAAUCUUACAAUUCAUAUCCAAAGAUUGUUAUAAAUCCGGGAUAAACACGGAGAAUAACACACCAUGGAUAACAUUAACACCAUUGCUUGCUGUGAGUAACACCGCGAAUAAGUUCAUCGCGAUUGGCUGUGACACAUAUGCUAUAGUUCAGGGUUAUUAUUCAAAGUUUGAAAAUAUGACGACUAUGCAUUACUCCUACAUAACAGGAUGUACGUCCAUGUGCAAUAGUCUUGAUGAUGCUGAUAAUAACACAUGUUCCGGAGUUGGUUGUUGCAAGACAUCCAUCCCUAAGGGAGCAUGGAAUGUUACUAUAACACUAAGCAGUUAUUAUAAUCAUACUUAUGUGAAUGAUAACCCUAGUUGCAGCUAUGCUUUUGUGGUCGAAGAUACUAACCCUUAUGCUAAUUUUUCGAAGAAUAACCUCGAAAGUUUACAGAACAAGGAUGAGCUUCCACUUGUGCUAGAUUGGGUAAUUGAGUGA